This is a messenger RNA of Saprolegnia parasitica CBS 223.65, 438 nucleotides long. RefSeq lists its product as hypothetical. Lineage: Eukaryota; Oomycota; Saprolegniomycetes; Saprolegniales; Saprolegniaceae. The record is from RefSeq and is a predicted model, not a curated record. The transcript has 4 exons. The coding region runs from base 1 to 438 and encodes 145 amino acids.
AUGAACCUCGCCAAUCGAGUUGCCAUCGUCACGGGCGCCGGCAACGGACUCGGCAAGGCAUACGCGCUCCAACUGAGCAAGCUCGGCGCCAAGGUCGUUGUCAACGACACGGGUGGCAACCGCCACGGUGUCGGUGUCGCCCACAGCGCUGCGGACGCGGUCGUCGAUGAGAUUCGCUCGCUGCACGGCGAGGACGCAGCGGUUGCCAGCUAUAGCUCGGUCGAGGACGGCGGCAGCAUCGUGCAGACAGCCCUGGACGCCUAUGGUCAACUCGACAUUCUUGUCAACAACGCAGGCAUUUUGCGCGACGUGACGCUCAAGAACAUGACGGACGACGACUGGCACUCGGUGCUCAACGUGCAUCUCAACGGCACGAUGAGGUACGAUCCGUCUCGCUCGCCGAUCAUCGAUUCCAAUCGGUUGAAUCCUUCCAAAUAG